Molecule: messenger RNA, 696 nt
Organism: Balaenoptera musculus (blue whale)
Lineage: Eukaryota; Metazoa; Chordata; Mammalia; Artiodactyla; Balaenopteridae
Gene: PI3
Product: peptidase inhibitor 3
Exons: 3
Coding region: 47-532 (161 amino acids)
Biological process (GO): copulation
Cellular component (GO): extracellular region
Molecular function (GO): peptidase inhibitor activity
Source: RefSeq, a predicted model, not a curated record
AAACUAGGUUUGGCCUCAGCUCUUAGCCAUUCACCUUCUUGACAACAUGAAGUCUGAAAACAUGAAGUCCAGAAACUUCUUGAGCCCAGUGGUGGUACUUCUUGUCCUUGGGACACUGGUGGCACAGGCAGCUGUCAUAAAAGGUCAAGGCACUGCAAAAGGACAAGAUCCAGUCAAAGGACAAGAUCCAUUCAAAGGACAAGAUCCAGUCAAAGGACAAGAUCCAUUCAAAGGACAAGAUCCAGUCAAAGGACAAGAUCCAUUCAAAGGGCAAGAUCCAGUCAAAGGACAAGAUCCAGUCAAAGGGCAAGAUCCAGUCAAAGGACAAGAUCCAGUCAAAGGACAAAAUCCAGUCAAAGGACAAGAUCAAGUCGAAGUCACACUCCCCUAUAAGCCUGGCUUCUGCCCCAGGAUUCAGAUCCAGUGCGCCAUGAUAAAUCCGCCUAACAAAUGUCUGAGAGAUUCUGAUUGCCCGGGGAGAAUGAAGUGCUGUGUGGGCAAUUGCGGGAGAGACUGUGUGAAUCCUUGGUGAGGCGGAGUCUGUUCUCGCUGCACCUGUGAAGCCCCAGGGGUGCAGAUCCUGGUGCCUGUAGCACUACCCUCUCCCACACUGCCCAUUCUUCCUUUCCUCCAGGGUGCCCAAACCUGGGAUGCCUCUCUCAUGUACUUUCCAAUAAAAGACCACUUUCUACUCCA